Pieris macdunnoughi is the source of this 666-nucleotide messenger RNA. Lineage: Eukaryota; Metazoa; Arthropoda; Insecta; Lepidoptera; Pieridae. The record is from the annotation of a GenBank genome assembly.
AUGGCUUUCGGAGACGUUAAAUCCGCACAAGGUUUAAGUGAACUAAACAAAUAUUUGGCUGAAAGGAGUUACAUAUCUGGAUAUGUUCCAUCUCAAGCUGAUGUUCAAGUAUUCAGUGAAGCAGGCAAAGCACCGGCCGCCAGCCUGCCACACGCUCUCCGUUGGUACAACCACAUUGCCUCAUACACUCCAGCGGAGCGGAAGGCGUGGGCUGAAGGAGUAAGCCCAUUAAAGGCUGGUGGUAAGCCCACAACUGCCCCAGCUGCUAAAGAUGAUGAUGAUGAUGAUGUUGACUUAUUUGGGUCUGGAGACGAAGAAGAGGAUGCUGAGGCUGCCAGAAUCCGAGAAGAGCGUUUGAAGGCCUAUGCCGACAAAAAAUCAAAGAAACCUGUUCUUAUUGCCAAAUCCUCUGUCAUUCUGGAUGUUAAGCCUUGGGAUGAUGAAACAGACAUGAAGGAAAUGGAAAAACUUGUACGAUCAAUUGAAAUGGAUGGUCUUCUCUGGGGUGCUUCUAAACUAGUCCCAGUUGGUUAUGGUAUCAACAAGCUACAGAUUAUGAGUGUUAUUGAGGAUGACAAAGUAUCAGUUGAUUUGUUAACUGAAAAGAUUCAAGACUUUGAAGACUUUGUCCAAUCUGUUGAUAUUGCUGCCUUCAACAAAAUCUAA